AUGGUGAUGUGUUCUAGGGAGGUGCUGCAAUACCAUGAGUCUGGUGACCCAAAGGUCUCUCAGGUGGUGAUUGAGGUCAGGACAGGGUGGAAAUGGAAGGCAGCUGAGGUUGUGGAGGAUGCUAAGAAGCAAACGGUCUUGGUGGGUACAGUGGCUCAAGGAAGACCAGGCCUGGGUAGCAAUAUGUUAUCUCGAUAUGGCAAGGUAAGGAGGAAAGACAGGACAUCUCAGCUCCAGGAUGAGGUGUGGGCAACGCUUAAGGAAGUGCGAGCCAGCAGGAUGGUUGAGGUAAGUGAGCAGCUAAAAAAAGUACAUUUUGUCGACGCAUUUGGAGAGGUAGUGUUCUUUGACAAGAACGGAGAACCCCCUGCUUCAUACGAAGUCAUAAACUGGCAGCUGAGAGAAGGACAAGUGCAGCAUAUUUCAGUUGGCCAUUUCAGCACCUCUGCAAAUGGAAAAUAUGAACUUGUGAUUAAUGAAGACAAGAUUAUCUGGAGCACAGGAAAUUUGACUCCAAAAGCUGUUUGCUCUGAAAUCUGUCCACAAGGCACAAGGAAAGCACAAAUUAAAGGUCUACCUCUGUGCUGCUUUGACUGUAUCCCAUGUGCUGAUGGCUCUAUAUCAAAUACAACAGCAACAGACUGUAUCAACUGUCCUGAGGAGUACUGGUCUAAUGAACGAAAAGAUAACUGCAUCAUGAAAAUAACAGAGUUUCUAUCAUACACUGAAACAAUGGGGAUUAUUCUUAUGGCCCUCUCCCUACUGGGUACCUGUUUAACAUUUUCUAUUAUGGUGGUGUUCAUACACUUUAGAGACACACCAAUAGUGAAGGCAAAUAAUUCAGAGCUGAGCUUACUUUUACUUCUUUCUCUUAUAUUUUGCUUCCUCUGUCCUCUCACAUUCAUUGGUGAGCUAACAGUCUGGUCAUGCAUGUUGCGUCACACAGCAUUUGGCAUUGCCUUUGCCCUCUGCAUUUCCUGUAUGCUGGGGAAAACCAUAGUUGUGGUAACUGCCUUCAGAGCAACAUUACCAGGGAACAAUGUGGCAGAAAAGUUUGGACCACCUCAACAAAGGGCCAUUGUGUGUUCAUGCACUGCCGUUCAAAUAGUUAUUUGUAUUCUGUGGCUAAAUGUUGCUCCACCAUUCCCAGAUAAAGUCUUUGAGCAGCGCAGUAAAAAAAUUAUUUUAGAAUGUAACACAGGCUCAGAUGCUGCAUUUUAUGCCGUUCUAGGGUACAUUGGCCUUCUUGCCAUAGUUUGCUUGGUCCUGGCCUUUUUAGCCAGAAAGCUACCUGAUAAUUUUAAUGAAGCCAAAUUCAUCGCAUUUAGUUUGCUAAUAUUCUGUGCAGUUUGGAUCACCUUCAUUCCAGCUUAUGUCAGCUCUCCUGGAAAGUAUACAGUAGCAGUAGAAAUAUUUGCAAUUCUGUCUUCAGCUUUUGGCCUACUGUUAUGCAUCUUUGUACCUAAAUGUUAUGUCAUUUUAAUCAAACCAGAGAGAAAUACAAGAAAACAUGUAAUGGGAAAUACUACAAAGGUUAGGGUUGGUGGGCUGCUGUGCUCGCCUUCUGCGCCUCCUCGCACUAGCACUGGCCCGGGUUCCACUCGUGGAUGCCCGGGUGGACUCGACACAACCGGGAAGGAACUGACUGAACUGUCGUAUGUCGAGCUCUCUCAGCAGGUCUGCUUGCGGAACGAGGAGUCACAACACGAGCUCCAAAGUCCAGUGGAGAGCCAGACACGGAAGACAGAGCAAGAGAUUCCAGAUCUCUUCCAGAUCCAUAUGAGGUCACCCGGACUCGAGACGGCUAGCUGCCUCGGCAGCGGCUCUGAAACCUAA
This is a messenger RNA of Ictalurus punctatus (channel catfish), 1836 nucleotides long. Its product is annotated as extracellular calcium-sensing receptor-like. The record is from RefSeq and is a predicted model, not a curated record. Bases 1 to 1836 code for a protein of 611 amino acids. Gene Ontology annotation, cellular component: membrane. The transcript has 6 exons. Lineage: Eukaryota; Metazoa; Chordata; Actinopteri; Siluriformes; Ictaluridae. Gene Ontology annotation, molecular function: G protein-coupled receptor activity. Gene Ontology annotation, biological process: G protein-coupled receptor signaling pathway.